Molecule: messenger RNA, 312 nt
Organism: Monoraphidium neglectum
Lineage: Eukaryota; Viridiplantae; Chlorophyta; Chlorophyceae; Sphaeropleales; Selenastraceae
Exons: 1
Coding region: 1-312 (103 amino acids)
Source: RefSeq, a predicted model, not a curated record
AUGGGGCACUCACUUUCACGCGAGGUGUUUGCCGGCGAGUCUGGCCUGCAGGCUCGCGGCCGUGGGGGAGGGCGCUGGCCCGACGCGCGGCAGACGCCGCAGAAAUCCAAAAAGCAGCGACUGGGCAUGGUGGGAGGCGGCGCCGGCGGCUUCAACAGCUACAACGAGCAGCAGCACGCAUGGACGAUCAGCCAUGGUGGAGCCUCGUCGUCGCAGCCGAAGGCGGGGGCCUCUGGGCACGUAGCCAGCCCGACUGGCGGCGAUGCUAGGAGCGGCGGCGGUGCAGGGAACGACAACGUAGCACAUGGGUGA